This is a messenger RNA of Thlaspi arvense, 513 nucleotides long. Lineage: Eukaryota; Viridiplantae; Streptophyta; Magnoliopsida; Brassicales; Brassicaceae. The record is from the annotation of a GenBank genome assembly.
AUGUCUUCGUUGAGACCGGAACAACAAGUAGUCCAACAUUUCACCCAUAUCCAUCCAUUAACAAAGGUUGAAGGGUUGGGCGAGUUCAUAUGCAAUGGCUGCAAAACCUACGGCUGCGGGGAGGCCUACCGUUGCGCCCCUUGCAACUACGAUCUUCAUGAGUACUGUGCCACGUGUCCCCCUAGCCUCCUCAGCUUUAUGCAUCCAGAGCACGAGCUCCGAUUAGUCUUUAAAGGACCAGAGCAGACGCAACAAAACAGACGUAUGUGCGACAUAUGCGACGAAUUAGCCGAGGGGCUCUAUUACCAGUGCGAGGCUUGCGGCCUCGACGUGCAUCCACUUUGCUCACAGCUACCACAGAAAGUGAGCCACGUGCCUCACCCCGCUCAUCCCUUAGAGCUGAGUCAUGCGGGAGCAAGCAACAUGUGCAUGCAAGUGGCAUUCAGGAAAGGAGUUUCGGGCCACAACCGUAUUUUCAGCCUCCUCACUAUCACCAACUGCAACCGCAACUAA